GAUGGUGGCGGUGGCGUGGGCCGUGGUGGGAGGUCCUCGCACUUUACACUUCUUCUUCGCCCAGCUGGCUGAACUGGCACGAGACCCCGAGGACCCCAUGAGGCUAGGGGACGACUUCCUUUUCACCCUGGCGUUGAGGAGUCUAGUGGACCCCGGCCACCAUGCCCGACACAACCUUCCUCACGACUUCUUCCUUCGUCGGGAGAACCAGAUGGUGUAUGAGGAGCUGGUGGACUACUUGUUACAACAGACGCCCCCACCGGUGUCAGGAGUGGCGGCGCUGCUGGAGGGGCUGAAGCAGGUGUCGCCGCAGUUGUAUGAGCGACUUCUGCGCAAGUGUGGUCCCUACCUCUCCCCCGAGGCCGCCUGCGACCGAGGGGACCACGCCGAGGCUGUGAGGUUGCUGCGGGGUGUGGCUGGGUUUACUUGUCGGCCUCAGGACUACGUGGCAUCUCUCAGGUCCUGCUUCGCCAACGAUAAUGUGGAUGUAUUGGUCGCUGCCAUGGACACCCUCGCCUGCAUCGACUGUAGCGUUCAGGGCGUGACGGAACUACAGAAGCUGGGUCUGAAUAGUCCCUCGGACCCCGAAAUCCGCAUCGCUGCCUACCGGGGCCUCGUCCACUGUAUCCCCGUACAGCCCCAACUACUGAACACCGUCGCCAAGGCUCUCAACUCUGAAGAUGUCGACUAUUCUCCUCAAGUUGCGUCGUAUGUGUGGAGUCACGUGCAGUCCGUGUUGUCAUCAGACGACCCCACCCUGAUGAACCUGCGUGACUUGCUGACCACCGCCGACAUUUCUCAGGUGCCGGACCCGGUGUGGUAUGACCCAAGACAACACUCACGACACAUGGCCCGCACGGUGCACCUGGACGCCCGCACAGCCCUCACCCUGGCUGGGGACUUAGUGUGGGGCAGGUACUCCCCCGCACCCAGGGCUCUCUACCUCAACCUCGCCCUCCACCACGACGGACACACUCACCAGAUGGCGCAGGUGGUGGUGCGGGUGACGGGGCUGGAGGCGAUGUUGUUGAGUAUCCCCGGGGUGGAGCAUCUGAUGGAGGCCUCCACCGUCGCUGCCGCAAACCUCUGGUCCACCUUGACGCGCCUCGCCCGUCCCUCCCUCAGGAACAAGAGGGAGAUCUCCCACGACCAGAUCGUUGAGUUCAUCCAGCAGGUCAUGUCGAGGAUCCCUGUCGGGUACCGUAUGGGGUCGUCCAGUCUGGAGGUGUCGCUACGCCUGCUGGGGACCCACGCCCUCCACGUCCGCCUCGCCAACUUCCGCUACUCCUCCCCCUUCAGCGCCCUCGCUGACAUGCUCCAGCCGCCUCUCCAUGCUGCGUUGGCGGUCUUUGCCCCGCUCUUGGACAACACCCUCACCAUGGUCACCUCCUCAGGGGUGCCAGUUGCCCUCCGCCUGACUGGCGUCGGGGGCCUCCAGACGCUGGCAAACCACAACACUCGGCAGAACGGCGGCAUCUUCAACCUCAUGGCCAGCGGCGGAAUGUGGGUGGGGGCGCGGCUGGAGGUGGGGCAGCAGCGUGACGCAGCCCUCAACUCCCAUCUCCUGUGGUCCUCAGACGUCCCCAUCAACGCCGACUACGAGUAUGAGGGUGAAGCGAUCCAGGUGAGCUUCCGUGUCCCUGAUGACUGGACGGGUCUACUGUGGCAGCGACGACGUGAUACUUCCAUAGUAGACAACACUCUUGAGCUGAGAGUGACUCAAGACUGCCUGGGUUCUGGGGGACCUGUUGAGCUGUGCCUGGAAACCUGCACCAGCGAGAAUGAGGCGUUAGGAGGAUCUGUCAGAGGCCCCGACGGCUGGCUGGCAUCUUACGCCCACUCCGUCACCUUACAUUUACCUCCUGGCGAACCUAUCAUCAUUACUACCUCCAACCCUAACAGUACGUGUCUUAUUAUCAUUAUUUCACCAGUUAUCAGCAUACAGUACUAGCC
Messenger RNA from Homarus americanus (American lobster), 1953 nucleotides. RefSeq lists its product as uncharacterized. Gene Ontology annotation, molecular function: lipid carrier activity. The coding region runs from base 2 to 1951 and encodes 649 amino acids. Lineage: Eukaryota; Metazoa; Arthropoda; Malacostraca; Decapoda; Nephropidae. The record is from RefSeq and is a predicted model, not a curated record. The transcript is spliced from 12 exons.